This is a messenger RNA of Astyanax mexicanus (Mexican tetra), 2305 nucleotides long. Its product is annotated as sialoadhesin-like. Lineage: Eukaryota; Metazoa; Chordata; Actinopteri; Characiformes; Acestrorhamphidae. The record is from RefSeq and is a predicted model, not a curated record. The transcript has 10 exons. The coding region runs from base 259 to 1878 and encodes 539 amino acids.
UAUUUUCAUUUUCUCUAUUAUUAGGAUGCUCUUAUUUAAGGCCGUGUCAUGGUGGGUGGGGUUGGGGUGGUUUAUGGUCCAGCUGAGUCGUCAGUGUGGGUUUAGUGGUCAGAGCUUUGGUGAACCGAAGAUGAUCUGAAGCAACACAUUUUUUCAGAAGCUCAGAAAAUCACGGACCCAGCAGUUUUAAUCCGGAUUGGUUCAGUCUGGACCUUUGGGGGGCUUUGAUCUAUAUAUCAGCUUAGGUUAGCUGGAAAUAUGAGCUUCGGCUGUGAAAUCCUGUCACUGAUCAUCCUGCUGAACACUGCAGGUUCUCUGGGAGAGACUGUGAGCAUGACCUGCAGGCCUCAGUCGGUCUGUGCUCUGAGGGAAUCAGACGUACAAUUGGAGUGCUCUUACUCAGGCGCCAACAAACCUCAGCAAAGCUUCUGGUUCAGUCCCAAACAAAAAUAUAAAUGGAGGAACUCGGAAGAUCCGGAAGAUUUAAAGUUAGAUCCUGAAUACACUGGACGGGUCAGCAACAGGACAAACAAAUACAGCAGAUACAGCAGCUCCAGCUUCAGUUCAACUCUUACCAUUAAAGACCUGAGAGAGCGAGACUCUGGGAAAUAUUAUCUGAUGCUCAUCAUGGAAACCGGACAGAAAUACUCCAGCACUACAGCGGUCACGCUAACGGUUUCAGACCUGCAGACGAAGAUAGACUCUGAUACCAAAGAGCAGAAGGAACUGAUGCUGAAUUGCAGCACCUCCUGCAAGUUGACCUUUGAACCUAAUAUUUACAACUGGUACACGAAUGGAAGUUCCAAAUACACAGCUAAAAGUCAAAUUUCAGUUUCAUCCGAAAAUCCUGGCAGCUACUCCUGUGCUGUGGAUAAAAUCAUUUCCAGCUCAGUGUGUGUUUUUGAUAAGACCUGUUGGGGUGUGAUCUACUCAGACAGAAAAGUCUGUGUUCUGGAGGGUUCCUCUGUGGACUUUUCUUGCACUUACUCAUAUCCCAGCGAUCUGGCAGUUACUCAGACAUUCUGGUAUUACUUUCUGCCUAAAAAGGAAGAAACAGAUCUAACAAAGGAAGAGAAGUUCGCUGGUCGAGCGGAGUUUCUUGGGGAUAAAGAGAGAAGCUGCACUCUGAGGAUGAGGGAUGUGACAAAGAGCGACUCGGGAGUAUAUUUCUUUCGAUUCUUCACAAAUUCUUCGAAAGGGAGAUAUUUUGGAAAGCCAGGAGUUAUCCUGAAUGUUACAGAUCUUCAGGUGAAAGCGAGUCCCAGCCCUCCAUCAGAAGGACAGGCAGUAAUGCUGACCUGUAGCUCCACCUGCAGUCUUCCCAACAACCCCACCUACAUCUGGUACCGGAACGGAGAGCCUGUAAAUAAUAAACCCACCAGUGAUAACAAGCUCUACCUGGAGUCAGCAAGUCCUGAGGAGGUUCUCCAGUAUUCAUGUGCUUUAGGAGAUCCCAAGAGGAAGGCGAUGCUGAGGCUUGUCACUGUGGGAGUUCCGGUGUUUCUGGCUCUGACACUCAUAGGAUUCCUUCUGAUAUGGAGGAGAGUGUCCAGCUCAGGUAAAGACCACAAGAGUACUGAGAAGAUCAAACAGUGUGACUCUACUGCUGAUGUGUACAGUAAUGUUUCAUCCCUGGUUUUGAAAGAGGUUUCAGACGAUCCGGAUGAUCUACACUACUCCAGCCUUUACUUCAAACACUCCCAGUCUCCGCCCCCAACUUCCUCACCUCCUGUUUUUAUCUCAGAGGAGCAGAGUGUUGAGUAUGCUGCCGUGAACUUCAGCAGACACAUCACUGCCCACCAGGUUAUGGAUGAAGAAACAGAAUUAUCUCAGAUCUACACCCAGACACACAAACACAAACACAAAAACCCAACAUAAACAAACACACUUGCUGCGGAGACUUUCUGAAUCCUGCUCAGAUACUGGGAUGUUUCACUCCCUGCUGGCUGAAGAAUGAUUGAGCUUUAGCAGAUGAUCAGAUGGAGGACCGCCUGAGCCAUAUUGAACCUGCAGAACUGACCCUACAGAAUGGAAAGCAGCUAAUGUUACAUGUGGACUUGCCAAGUCCCUACAAACUCUACUUUUCACCCAGUGAUUAUUAUGAGACUCACCUGCCCUCACCUGGAGUAACCUAUCUGACAAUGUAUUUUGGUUAUUUGAUAUUUGGUUAUUUUGGUUUGGACUGUGAAAUUUCAUUUUGCCUUGACUAUAAAGAUACACACUCCAAUUACACAAACAAUUACACACACAUACGCACAAAGGAUUAUAUUAACCAAAAACUUGCACUAAUAAAAUGCAAAAAGUC